AUGGUAACGUUGUCAAGAGCUCUUUUGUUUAGUUGUGCACUAAUUUGGCGAGUGAACUGUCUCAAUAUUCUCGUGUGGGGGACAACCAUCGGUCACAGUCACAUCGCCUUUUUGGGCGGAAUCGGCGAUAUUCUUCAGAAGGACGGUCAUAAUGUCGUAUGUUUCAUUCAAAUCCCGCAUUUUCAAACAAAAAAAAAUAUAUAUACUGUUAAAAAAAUAUUUUUUUAUAAGUCUGUGUACUGAAAUUCGUUUUUUUCUUCGGAUCUGAACACCUAAAAUUGACGCAAUUUCCGUGCGGGCGCGAGUCUUAAGAAAAAAAUUUUUUUAAAAUAAAAUAAAAAAAUUUGGCACUAUUUUUUUACAUAAUUAUGGCAUUUCUACUUUUUCAUCUUCUCUUUGAAAUCAUUCUCAGAAAAAAAUAGAAUCAAGCUUGAUCGAGAUCAAGGAUAGCUGCACAAUUAUGAAAUUAUUCCCUGGAAAUUUAAAUCAAGCAAAGAAAUCAAGAUAAAUUUUGAUUUACGUGCUUAUCUUACAUAAUUUCUAUAAGCUUGCAGUUUUUUUUUUCUCCUUUCAACAUGCCCUGUUUUUUCUCCCUUUUAAUUUAUAAAAUCCAAAUUUAGAGAAGAAGAGAGAGAGAGAGUUCCACAUUCUAAUUCUAUAUAAUGAAAGUAGCCGAAUUGAAUCUUUAUUUUUCAGACCAUGUUUCUUUUCGAAAAUGACCCAGAAGUAACGACAAACGACAUUCCUAUAGGGCAAAUCAUUAGGUAUCCUUUUAUCAUUUUUCUUUCGGUCGAAGGACUUGAGCAUAACCCCAUUAUCUUAGGUAUAACUCGCCACUAGUUCCGAAAGACGAAUGGUCAAAGUUGAACUUCAAAUCAAAGGACGUUUUCCAAACACAUACGAUGGAAAUUGCAGAUUUCUUCCGCAUGCAAAGUGUUAACCACCGUGUUUGUCAAAGUUUGGAGUCUUUGUCAAUUUUUUUCAAUCAUUUGCAAGUUUUAGCGAUGGUAAAUGAUGAUCAUAUCCUACAAGUUUUGCGAAACUCAAAGUUUGACCUCGCUAUCGUUGAGCUUUUCCAUUUCUGUCCAGCUGGAAUUCUCGAGUUUGUAGGUUGGUUCUCAUUUUUUUCCCCCAAAAAAUGCUACAUUAGUGUGUUUCAGGAGUUCCUAAGAUAAUACUAGCGACAGCUCUUGGAAUGACUUAUGCGCAUUAUGAACUUUUGGAUCUCCACGUUCCUAUGAGUCAUGUGCCAGGUUUUUAUUAACUCAACUUUUUUUUUUUAAAGUAGUUUUCAGCCCAGAUGACCCAUUUGGGUAGCAGGAUUCCAUUUUUUGGACGGUUUUAUAACGUACUUUUCAACUACGCGAGUAAGGUUGUCGAUCGUUUUUAUUUUAAAAACAGUUCUUUUUUUCCAGUUUUGCUAUUAUUACUCAUUAUACCAAGAUCAGUUUAUCUUCAUUCGACGGUUUGGGAAAUUCCCGCGUUUAGACGAGCUUUACAAGGUUAGACAUGUUUUUUUCGUGAUUGCAAUCAAAUACAUUUAUUAGAUUGCGGUACUGAAAAUAACAAAAUGGUAAAUUUCUAGAAAAAAAUAGACUACGUUUUCACGAACACCAACGAAUUCACCGAGUCGACGCGGCCAACUCUUCAAAGUAUAAAAAAUAUUGGCGGGAGUACGAUGAUGACUCCAAAGCCGCUCGACAAGGUUCAAUUUGACUAUUUCAGUUUUUUUUAAACUAAUUCGUGCAGGACUUUGACUCUAUUCUGUCAUCGGCUCAAAAAGGAACUAUUCUUUUUUCGUUAGGCUCUCUCGUUAAGCCUGAAACAAUGCCCAAGUUCAUCGAAAAAGGCAAGACUCUAUUUUUUCUAAAUAACUUUCUUCUUAUUUGCAGCUUUUCUCGAUGCAUUUUCCGAGUUUCCUGAAUAUAAAUUCAUUGUUAAAGGUCCCUCUGAGAGCAAUUUUACGUAUCCAAAUAUACAUUAUCGCAAGUGGAUUCCGCAAGUUGAUUUGUUAGGUUUUCUAAAAAUUCUAGCUUUUAGUUUCCACAACUCGAAACUUUUCAGCCGAUGGCCGAGUGAAAGUUUUCAUAACUCACAGCGGCAUGAAUUCUCUUCAUGAAGCUCUUGCCUUUGGAGUCCCGACUAUCACGAUGCCUAUUUUCGGGGACCAGGUGUUUCUUCAUUGGUUUUUUCAUGACUUAUAAUAAGAAACUUCGCCCUUAUGGGAACUUUUAACAAAGUUUUGAAAAAGGCCAGAAUCCAUUUUCGUGAAGAGAAAAAUUAUUUCAGGACUCAAACGCUGUCAUCGCCUUUGAACGAGGCUAUUCCUACCAGCUGAACAAAUUCACAGUGACGAAGGCCAGAGUUGUCGAGGCGAUUCGAGCGGUUAUUGGCGAAAACGGUCAAGAGAGGUAUUCCCAAAAGAAGGACUUCUAGAAUAACUAAAAACACCAGCUCCUAUACGAGGAGUGCGAGAAGAGCCGCCCGGAUCUUGAAAGGAACAAGACCUUCGGUUCGUCGGGAGAUCGCGCGCCUCGCCAAGGUAUCCGGUAAGCCGACAAAUCCUUCUUAGAAAACAAACACGUCUGGCGAACCCUUUCUCCGUAGCGAAUGUCUUGACAGUAGUAAGGAUAUGCUCGUCAAAAUGACAGAUUAAGAGUAGUCUGUUCAUUAAGGAGGCUUGCGAAGUAUUUGGGGGCGCCGAAAAAAAACCAGAAUUUGUUAAACUGGAUGAACCUAUAAGAAAAGUACUGUCCUUUUUUCAUUUUCUGAAACGUUCAUCAUCUUUUUUUCUGAAAAAGCAAAGGAAAAUUUCACUAGUCAAAGGUUUUGGGAAACUCAAUCAAAAAUCCAUGUAGAUCGAGGGAAACGUUUCGAAAAUGACGUUUUUUUUUUCAUGGAAAUUUAGCCCAUUUCCCUUAUUUCUAAUUUCGUCGACCAAGUGAAUCACCGAAACUGGUCGGUCCCAUAAUAUGACUGCUAGUUCAAACUUUUUUGAUAGCACCUUUAGAAUAGUUGUUGUGAAUGGAAAGACCGCAAUGAGUGCAUCUGGCACGUAUCGCACUCCGCGAUGACGCCACAAUCGCGAUUGUGACGCUGUGCUUACUGUGGUAACAUAUCGCCAAAUAUCAUCCGGAGCGAGGAACAUUUCGAGGUGUCAGAGCAAACAAAACCGCAUUAAAUAAUGAAGAUAAAAAUAAAAACCUUCCCUAUCGAGGAAAUAAACGAUACGAUGUUCUCAGGCUCGGAACCUCAACUCCAUCACUUGCGACUCAACGCAGACCAUCUCAACUACAUCGAGUACUACAAUAUCGACGUUUACUUGGUUCUUCUUGGCUCGGUUUUCACUGUUUUGUACGCAUUUUUCCGACUUUGUGGCCGGUCGGUUCAAAUAAAAUUAAAACUUUCGCAGAAAAGUAAGUUAUCAUAAUCUUUUCCGAGUCUAUCGUGUACAAUAACUGCAGUUAUAAGUCUCCGAGAGUCACGAAUUCAUACAUUUAUUGUUAUAUACUGGUUUGCAGUUAGGCGUUAAAUUUGGUUCUGUAUAUUGCCUGUGAUUUUUAACUAUCUCUUUACCUUUUUCUUGUACUAACAGUUGUCUUUUGAGACGUCGAUUUUAGCUUGAGUUCACACUUUAAUAGCAGAGUUUGACUACUUUGAGCCAAGCUAGGACCAGUCUCAUAGUUUUCGUGUACUUUUUAACUUUGAUCUUUACCUUUAACUUUUGUGAAUAUCUGCUCAUGCUGUCAAUAAACAGCUUUUUUCCGUUUUGAGCUUGUUGUGAGAAUUGUUUUUAGCAUUUUAAGGUAAGAAUACCUGUGGAGUCAAUUUCUUGAGUUUACUAUUGCGUAAAUAACUAUGAUCCACAGAAGUCGUAGAAAGCCAGCCUAUGAAGAUAAGCAUAUGAACUUAGGGCCUUAUGGAGAUCGGAAACAGCUCUUCGCUUUUUAUGAACUUGAGCUAGAAGUGAUCAAGGAGGAGUCUUUGUCACAACAAGAGUCCACACACGACAGUGAUUAACCUCAAUCAGCCUUUGUUCUCUUGUCUCGUUCAGGUAAUCCGUGGAGAACUCAGUGUGGUGCGAAAGGUGUGAACUGCCGCCAGGAACUCACGCAAGGCCCAAGCUCUUUGCUUGGGCCGAACUGUUUGGGUUGCCAAUUGCCAGAGUAG
Molecule: messenger RNA, 4170 nt
Organism: Caenorhabditis auriculariae
Lineage: Eukaryota; Metazoa; Nematoda; Chromadorea; Rhabditida; Rhabditidae
Source: the annotation of a GenBank genome assembly